Sclerotinia sclerotiorum 1980 UF-70 is the source of this 1350-nucleotide messenger RNA. RefSeq lists its product as hypothetical. The record is from RefSeq and is a predicted model, not a curated record. The coding region runs from base 1 to 1350 and encodes 449 amino acids. NCBI's taxonomy places the organism in Eukaryota, Fungi, Ascomycota, Leotiomycetes, Helotiales, Sclerotiniaceae. The transcript has a single exon.
AUGACUAUGGAUAAUGAGGAAGGAGAAGAAGGAAUGGAGAGAUUGAUUCCUGUCAACUGGCAGAAUUUGGGCAUAGGAUAUCGGGAGCUUCUGGAAAGGCUAGAGAAUCCGAAACUUGAUGGAAAGGGUAUAGAAGAACAGGAUGAGGGAGGAAUCUUGGUUGCUGGAGUAGGCAGAGCUGGUUAUGAUAUCACAAAGAAAUCAGAGGAGUGGAGAAGAGGAUACUAUGGGGUUUUGAUGGGAGCGGCGAAUACAGCAGAACAUUUGGAUGAUUGGGUUAAUGAUACGACAAGAGAUAUAUGGUUCCCCAAAAACCAAAUGCGUGGUCCAUCGAAUCCAAAACCCAAACCAAUCAAAGUUGGUUCACCACCUCCACCCAAGGAGGAAAAUUGCGUCAAGGCUUACGAUCCGCCGGAGAAAUUCUAUAUGCGUAUACUUAUCACGAAAGGAUUUACCGAAAAGCAAAAGGUAGAUGCAGCUUUGGCAUAUGCUGCUUGGUUGGAUUUUAAGAAAGCCCCAGAAGCAGCUAUGGAAAUGUAUAAAUGGGCCAUCGAUAUUUCGACUCCUUCGGACUCGUCAUCUCCAUUGAUCGAUCCCAAUACCUAUACAUUAAAUGUUAGUGCAGGCCUACCAUCUGAAAACUUGUUGAAUACAAGCACAGCACUUGCCAUUCAUCACGCAACAAAUUCUAAUAUCUCGAAAUCUCUGCCAAUCUUUCUUUCAAUUCUCAGAGCAAGGAAGAAGCUCCCAUCUCCAAAGGAAUCCAUGAUUGAUACACUCAUCACGGAUGACGAACUACCAAUAUGGAAGACUGUAUGGAAGUUCCUCAAAGAAACCCUUUCACCACCUGCCUAUCCACCUCCUCCAUCUGAUGGCACAUCUCCGCCUUUGCGCACUUCUAAAGAACUCUGCGAGGAAGGGAUCCUUAUGAUAUACAUUGGAGAGAUUCUUUAUACCUCUAACACUGGUAUAAAGAGCAAAGAAGAUGGCCUGGCUUGGACAAGAGAGGCGGUUGAUAUAUCAGAAGUAGAAUUAAGGAAGAGAAGGGGUCUAGAUAAGGAUUCGAGGAAGGUCUGUAAGUCAUGCCUAGAAGUCGCAUUGGGCAAUUGGCAGAAGAUGGUUAGAAGUCUAGCGGAAGAAGAGAGACUAAAGAAAGCCAACGGGGAGAAUGCUAAGAGUGGAUGGUUAGGAUUUGGAGGAAAGGUAGAGACAACUGGACGAUGGGAGGCAGAAGAGAGUGUAGUGAGCGAUAGGAUAAAGCGGGCAAAGGAUGUGCUACCUGAAAGGAGAAUUGGAGAAGUGGAGGAUCGGAGACCACCACCUCCUAGUACAGGAGGUAGAACAUGGUAA